GUUCAAAACAAAUAUUAAAUAAUGAACGGAACUCCGACGGCCUCAGCACUUUCAUACUCGUUCAACACCGCACCAAUCGUUUUGGCAGAAUGCAUAUUUGGAGCGUUGGCAAAUUCGCUGCUACUAAUUAUCAUAAUUCGCGAUCCGAUGAGAAAUCUCCGCAAGCGAGCCUGUCUGACGAUCGCAAACUUGGCACUGGCGGAUUUGAUCUCGAAUAUCGGUGGUAUCGGGCUAUGUUUCUACGACUACGAAUCUAGAUUAGAUCCGGCAAACUUCUGGUCAGUGAAAUCGUUCUAUGCCACCGUCCACAUUGGAUUCACCGCGUCGUUUCUUAUGCUGCUCCUGCUGAGCGUCGAAGUGUACAUCGUUACGAAGCAUCCGCUGACGGCACACCUCGUGUUAACCAGACGAAAGACUCUUUUCGCGAUCUCGGUUCUGUGGUUCGCAGCCAUUAUUGUAGCUUCUAGUAAUUUUUGGACGGAGGAGUAUCCGUUUACCGUACUCAGUGUUGUCCUUUGCGUGUUCCAGAUUUGUGUUAUGGCUGUCCUUGUUUUUCGAAUUUUAGUCAUUUUAAAUAUGCGGAAAAAUCGCCGAGAGCUUUCUCAACUCAUGCCUGCCGGAUCGCAGAAUGAUAACGGACUGACCGUGACAUUUUUGUUGCUUUUCGUCGUGUUUUUGGUAACUGCGUUUCCGUACCUUGUCGCUGAGCAAGUCCAUUUCUUAUACCAUAUUAAACCAGAGUGGAACAUAAGCUUCAACCACGAUGUCAUCACUUACACUAUACCCCUGAUGCACAUAAACUAUGUCAUAAACCCUCUUAUCUAUGCUUACAGGAUGCCUGACUAUAGAAAAGGCUUAAUUGCGUUGUUUACCUGCCGGAAACGAGCGCAGGUCAACACCCCGCGGACGCCCGUUUCUGAUAAAGCGACGUCUCGGACUUUUACUGUCAACUCCGCGUCUCAUGACAACAGCAUACAAGUUUGAAAUUUUGCUACAGUCAUGGAGAAAAAACUUAUUAAGGAUUAGACGUUUUAUUGUAA
This is a messenger RNA of Dendronephthya gigantea, 1040 nucleotides long. RefSeq names its product adrenocorticotropic hormone receptor-like. The transcript has a single exon. Gene Ontology annotation, biological process: G protein-coupled receptor signaling pathway. The record is from RefSeq and is a predicted model, not a curated record. Gene Ontology annotation, molecular function: G protein-coupled receptor activity. The coding region runs from base 22 to 984 and encodes 320 amino acids. NCBI's taxonomy places the organism in Eukaryota, Metazoa, Cnidaria, Anthozoa, Malacalcyonacea, Nephtheidae. Gene Ontology annotation, cellular component: membrane.